GCUCAGCGGGAUGUGACCAUGCGGUCAGGCCAGACCAGAAGAGAACGAGGACGAAGAGCACUCAGGCCCAUAUUCAACCGUGCAAGCAUGCGGUCGAGGCAGCCGGCAGUGCACGGGGAUAAGUGAGUUUGCAAGAAGACGCUGUCACACGCAACCACCCAGCUACCAAAGACGAAAGCAAGAGACAUGAAUCUCGUUGCCCUUGUCGCUCUCGUCACAGCGGCUAGUGCCGUAGCCCGGCCCGCAACAGGAUUGGGUCGUCGUCAGGACAGCAUACCUUUGGUCAAGAGCAACUCCAGCGAGGUUCACGUGGGAGACGAUCCUUACGAACCCUUUGGCGGAGGCUCGCCAAACUUCCCAUAUGCGAGUGGCCUCAACUCCUGCAAUCGAAGCCAAUACUCUUUUCAGAUCUUGUUCAACGCUGCUGAGAUCUACAGAAACAAUACCUACCGCUUCGUGCUUGGGCAACCACGCUUUACUCCUGAGGGUCCUGUCAUAGAAGGGGACAAAGUUUUUGUCGACCACACAUACAACACCUCACAGAUCACCCAGAAGGAUGAUAGUGGGGUUUCAUUCUCUGGAUACAGCCUCUUGUUCUUCGACAUGUAUCCAGGGGCACUAGCAAACGAAAUCCCCAGCCACCCCUGGACCCUUAACACCGGAAACACCACAGACGGCUUUGUUCUUCCGGGCUUAUAUUCAGUCACUGGCUAUGUGACGUAUGGCAACGGCACGGUUGUCAACGCGGGCUACGACAACAUCACCGUGAGCUCUGACAAGAAUUGCACUUCGGAAUUCACGAGUACCGACUUGAAGAAGGCGACGCAGACGGACGACGCGACGUCAGCAACUUUAGGUAUUGGUCUCACUGCGUCUAUUUUCGGUGCUGCUCUCGCCAUGCUCCUGCUCGCGUAAAUUUGUGAACAGAGGAAAGGAAUGGUUCUUGGUGAACUUGCAGUACUAUACAACUUGGCUAGACCGUAUUCAUUGUACUGUAUCAAUUCCUCAUUAUUUCGCAAGCAAGAACAACUUCUCAUCUGUG
Messenger RNA from Acaromyces ingoldii, 1042 nucleotides. RefSeq lists its product as hypothetical. Bases 187 to 915 code for a protein of 242 amino acids. NCBI's taxonomy places the organism in Eukaryota, Fungi, Basidiomycota, Exobasidiomycetes, Exobasidiales, Cryptobasidiaceae. The transcript has 3 exons. The record is from RefSeq and is a predicted model, not a curated record.